UUCUCCUGGUGUUACUUUGCAUGGGUUUUCCCCUUUCGCCGCUCCAUGAUGCCACAGUAAAAGUAAAUGGGUUCAACUUUUGAUGAGUGGGUCUCACCGGAAAGUUACUAAAACUAGUUGUGCAUGUCUCUCCACUUUGUUUGUAUUCUUAGAAAUAUUUUUCAUCUGGUAAAACUUUUACUUUAGCAUUUCUAUGCUGAACCGCAAGGCGUAAUUUGGCACAUUUGGCACUUCUACUCUGCGUUUUGCGCACUGAGCGCGAAGAAGUUUUUUUUUGCCUACACUGUAAGAAAUAUCAUCUCGAGCUCUUCCGUUUAACUCAUCCUAACUUGGACAGCCAUAAAACCGGUGGAUCAGACUUUUUCCAUUGUUGAAGGAACUCAGCUCGCUACUAGAAACUGUAUCCAAGUGACCGGGGGCCAAAUUGGAUUGUGUGUCAUUAUAUUCGCUGGUUGUUUUUUUGCAGCGGUAGAAGUAAAACCACGUCAUUCUGUCAAACAACUCCCCCUUUUCCUCCCUGUUGGACCUACAUCCACACUUCAGGCACAACUGGAUAAAGGGUUAGGGUCAGAAGUAAAACCAUGAUGACCGGAUUUCGGCUGAACUUAUCGCCGCUGAAGGAGCCUUUAGGUUUCGUCAAACUGGUGGAGUGGCUCACAGCCAUAUUUGCUUUUGGAAGCUGUGGCGGUUACUCAGGGAGAAACAUCAUAUCGCUCUUCUGUGGAGAUGGAAGGAAUGAAACUCUCCAAGCCAAUUUUCACUACCCAUUUAGGUUAAGUCAGGUCCUGCUCAUUAAGGAAAACACCACUAUCUGCAACCAUUCUGUUACGACGACACACUUGGUAGGAGACUCCGCCUCCUCUGCAGAGUUUUUUGUGGGUGUCGCCAUCAUCUGCUUCCUGUACAGCAUGGUAGCUCUGCUGGUGUAUUUGGGUUACAUGCACGUCUACAAGGACUCGGACUUUGGACCCAUUUUUGAUUUCACACUCACAGCAAUCCUGGUCUUCUUGUGGCUGGUGUGUUCAUCCGCCUGGGCCAAAGGUCUGCAGAAUGUCAAAGAUGCUGUAGAUACAGAUGGCAUCCGCUCCACACUGGGAAUAUGCAAAGGCACCAAUGUCACCUGUGACGUCACAGAGUUUGCCAACAUGCGCAGUCUCAACAUUUCUGUGGUGUUUGGCUACCUCAACAUGUUUGUGUGGGCUGGAAAUGCCUGGUUCGUGUACAAGGAAACCCGCUGGCACUCUCAGAAAUUCUCUUCCCCGACUGGACCUGGAAGGCAGCAAGUCCCUGCACCCAUUUAAGAUACACAGCAACACAUGCACCCACAGACACACACUGAACUGAACCACACCACACUCUUUGUACACGUCCCACCAUUUGCAUACAUGUACUGUAUAUGUUGUAAGUACACAUUCAUACACAUAGAAACGUUCUGUGACGAUGACAAAUACAGACAAAAUGAAGGAGAAACCAAUCUAUCAUCCCAUUGGAUUUGGCACCUUAUCAAAAUGCCUCAAUGAAUUCCCUGACAACUUGAUGUGAUAUCAUUCCUUGCACAUUGAUGAUGUACUUUAAGUGUGAAUAUUUCUUCUGGAGGGCUUAGUAAGUGGCAACAGACAUUGAAGAUUUCAUGUGUAAACCAGCUUUUAUAUGUUUUAUCUGUUAAUGUUCCAUUUACAAAAGCAAUGUCAAUGCAACAAAUGGAAAACCAUUUAAAUGUGCCUUCUAGGAACAAUUACUAGAUAUCUUUUUGUACAUUUAUAGGCAAAUCAAUGCAAAACCAUUGACCAUACAUCUUAAAUCAGCAAUCUGCCUUCAGUAGCUAGGAAGGAAUCUUUUUUUUCUCCUUCGCUUUAUCCCUCAAAGACCAAGAACUAUUUUUGUGUCUACAUCUAACCUUUGUUUAGUGAUUCAUCGCCCGAUAUUAUAGUUUUAUCCUCUGUAUUUUGUAUUUUUUCAAUGAAAAGGCAGCGUUUUCCUUUAUUGACUUUUCUGUUCAUGGAGAUAUUCAUAAAAACCCAUUGUAAAUUCAAAGAUGAUAAUACAGAGGUUAUUAAUAGAGAUAAGUGAAGCAAAGGUAAUUUUUUUUCUUUUUUUCAGCAAAAUAUAUCAUUAAUUCCAUGUAAAAACAGAUGGCUUUUUGUCAAACUACAGGGGUUUUAUUGGUGAAUCAAUGUUUCAGAAUAUGACAGUGUUUCCAUGUUCACUGUGGAGCCUCUGAACAUCCACUGAUGCCACUGAAAAGUUGAGAAACUGCAUUUUACCUGAAUUAUUUUAAUGUAUUGUGAGGAUUUGUGGUUCAAAAGUUAUUAAAUUUUAGAUCAGUUGAUGGUUUUGGUCACUGGUGGCUGUGUAGGUCUUUGAGGGUUAAUUACGCUUAAUUCUAUAUUGAUGAAUAUCUCUGUUUCUGACAUCAAAUGCAACACAUGGAGCAUGAUUAAGGGGUAUAACAUAUCAGACAAUAAGGACGUUUUAAUCAAGGUGUGCAGGGCAACAGACUAGGUAAAAUUAUAGUUAGUAGAGAGGUGUAAUAGUAUGAUACACUAAUCGAUUUGCAAUAUCUGUAAUUUGUUAACGUAUACUGCAAAUUGGGUAAUGUUAUAUAUUACACGUGUACAUUUUUAGAUUUAACACGUUCGGUAUCCAAAGGUGACUCUUGUUUUCAUUCCUUUAUGCAUUCAUUUGCCCUCUAGUAGCAGGUUAAAUAAAAGUUCCUAGUGUAUGUAGUCUCUAAUAUGUCUGUAAAGUGCAUGAAGUCCUUUUUUUUUCCCUCAAAAACACUGGUAAAGUGAAUCAUCCCUGUGUCAGUUAGGGACAUUUGCACAUAGCGAUGUCACCAAAGAAAAUCAAUCUAUUAAAAGAAUGUUUUGACUCUAUGGUUGAUAAAAUUAAUUGUGAGUCAGAUAUCAGAAGGGUACCUUAUAUUACCUUAAUGUAUGUAUAUGUUAGUAUCACAGCAUGUGCAAUGUACUAUUAUGGUGUGUAAUAGGCUUUGUGACUUUUUCAGCGCACUUCCAUAAAAAGCACUUGAUUUAAGUUGGGCAGUAAGUUAGUUGUUUGAAAAUAUUUUCUAUGUGAGUUCAUCCAAAGUUUUUCCGUAUCCAAAAGCUUUGAUUUAUUUCGUUUCUAUACUUAGGUACCAGUUGAACAUUAAAUCCUCUCAUGAUUGUGUUCUUUUUCAAGCCUUUGAAUGUAGUAGUGUCUUCUUUUGUGCCAAAGCAGCAUUUUCAUCUUCUUGAUUUAUUAAGUAUCUUCAUGUGCGAUGUUGAAUUAAUUAUUUUGCUGUUCUUCAGACUAUCUAGUCCACCUUCCAUUGUCUGUUUUUUUUUUUUUUUUUUUUUAUAUAUAUAUGUAUGAAUCCACGUGAUAUUAAGCUGUUAUCUGCGUUUUAUAUAUUCUGCUAUUUUUUCUGUGCAUGUUAAGCUUUGCAAAUUCCUCAUCCUCUUUGCCUUUUGUUAUAGUGACCAUAUACCUUAUGUACAGUUGGAUGAGUAACGUCAUUUAACUUGGCCCCAGUGACAAAGUUAAAUGAAUAAACAAAUGUUUGUGGUGUACUGGUUAUGCCUCUGCAUUCAUAUAAUCAUCAUCCAUCUAGUUUCAGGUUUGUCAAUGAUUCAUUUAACCUACUGUACUGCCUUGUGCAAGAGACAUACAUCUGUUAACUAAUAUGUACCAUUGUUUGGUUUUUCAAUAAACAUUUUUUAUUGAUCUGUGUUCAUGGGAAA
Messenger RNA from Sphaeramia orbicularis (orbiculate cardinalfish), 3725 nucleotides. RefSeq names its product synaptophysin-like 1 (gene sypl1). The transcript is spliced from 5 exons. The coding region runs from base 582 to 1301 and encodes 239 amino acids. Gene Ontology annotation, cellular component: synaptic vesicle; synaptic vesicle membrane. The record is from RefSeq and is a predicted model, not a curated record. NCBI's taxonomy places the organism in Eukaryota, Metazoa, Chordata, Actinopteri, Kurtiformes, Apogonidae.